Messenger RNA from Melospiza melodia melodia, 1366 nucleotides. RefSeq names its product microtubule associated protein 6 (gene MAP6). NCBI's taxonomy places the organism in Eukaryota, Metazoa, Chordata, Aves, Passeriformes, Passerellidae. Gene Ontology annotation, molecular function: microtubule binding; calmodulin binding. The record is from RefSeq and is a predicted model, not a curated record. Gene Ontology annotation, cellular component: axon; dendrite; Golgi-associated vesicle. The transcript has 4 exons. The coding region runs from base 64 to 1263 and encodes 399 amino acids. Gene Ontology annotation, biological process: cytoskeleton-dependent intracellular transport; microtubule cytoskeleton organization; positive regulation of axonogenesis.
CUCGGGGCGGGGAGCGGUGCGGGGCUCGGAGCGCGGAGCGGUCGCUCCCGGCGCGGGGCCGCCAUGGCGUGGCCCUGCAUCACCCGUGCCUGCUGCAUCGCCCGCUUCUGGAACCAGCUGGACAAGGCGGACAUCGCCGUCCCGCUCGUUUUCACCAAAUACUCGGAGGCCACCGAGCACCCCGCCGCGCCCCCGCCGCGCCCCGCGGCGCCCAUCGAGACCCAGCCGGGCGGCGAGGCGGCUGCGGCGGCCGCGGGAGCUGAGCCGGCUCCCGGCGCCGCCCGGCCCGGCCCGGCCCCGCACGCCUCCCCCCCGGCCGACUCGGUGAUGCGGCACGACUACAAGCCUUGGAAGGUGCAGCGGCCGGAGCCGAGCUGCAAGCCCAAGAGCGAGUACCAGCCCUCGGACACUCCCUUCGAGAAGGAGACGCAGUACCAGAAGGAUUUCCGUGCCUGGCCUAUCCCCAAGCGGGGCGACCAUCCCUGGAUCCCCAAACCGGGACCUUCCCCCGUCCUGGCCCUGGACCGCGCUCCCCCGGAGAAGCCGGCUCAGGAGAAGCGGCGGAAGGUGCACAUCGCUCCCGAGAAGAAGGAGGAGCACCCCGAGGCGGAGGAUGAGCAUCCCAAAGCAGCGCGGGCCGGGGAUGGGAGAGACAAGGGUCGGAGGAAGGCGGAGGAGGCGGGCGGGCAGCCGGCGGAGCCGAGCCGGGGCCGGGCGGCUGCCGAUGCUGUCAACAGGCAGAUCAAAGAGGAGGUGGCGGCGGGGGUCAGCUCGUCCUACAGAAAUGAGUUCAGACCCUGGAUAGAUGUCAAGCCCGUGAAAGCGAUAAAAGCAAAGCCCCAGUACAAGCCACCAGAGGAGAAAAUGAUCCAUGAAACCAGUUACAGUGCUCAGUUCAAGGGGGAAACCAGUAAGCCUUCUCCAGCUGAUAACAAAUACCUGGAGCGCAGAAGGAUACGCACUCUCUACUGUGAACCCUACAAAGAACCUCCAAAGGUGGAAAAGCCUAGCACAAAGCCUUCCAAACCAAAAAAGACCACAACAAGCCAUAAACCCUUGAAAAAGGCCAAAGACAAGCAGAUUGCAUCUGGCCGGGCUGCCAAGAAAAAGAGCGCCGAGACCUCCAACACUGCAAAGCCAGAAGAUAAGGAGAAAAGUAAAGAGAUGAACAAUAAACUGGCUGAGGCAAAAGAGACCCCUGAAAAAAACACUGGUGCUACAGAGCAAGAACCAAGUACCUUAGUGAAGGAUGAAUUGACAUGAAGUCAGGAACCUUCGUCUGAGCAUCAGCUGGAGCAAAUGUAUAGUUCGCAUGAAAUGUGUGUUGUCUGGCUGGCAUAAAAUAAAGCUGAUUGUGAGAGCUGAA